Molecule: messenger RNA, 3294 nt
Organism: Tribolium castaneum (red flour beetle)
Lineage: Eukaryota; Metazoa; Arthropoda; Insecta; Coleoptera; Tenebrionidae
Gene: Sfmbt
Product: Scm-related gene containing four mbt domains
Exons: 7
Coding region: 146-2821 (891 amino acids)
Biological process (GO): heterochromatin formation; negative regulation of DNA-templated transcription
Cellular component (GO): nucleus
Molecular function (GO): zinc ion binding; chromatin binding
Source: RefSeq, a predicted model, not a curated record
GCGUGGUUGGCAGCAGGUGUUCUCAAAAAAUUCACAAAUGAUGCGUUCGGUGGACAGGCUGAGUGUAAAUUUUACCACAUUUUAUAAAUGAAAAUUAUCACAGUUCGGCUGUCGCAUUAGUUAGGAAUAAAUUUGGCCAUCGGAAAUGAACGUGUACACAAUGCCCGGAGUGGCCGACAUGGGCAUGGUCUGGAUGGGUGCUGGGCAGCCCAACCCCGACAUGUCCAUGGAACUCAUGUCCGGGGACAACUCGGACAUGCUGCUGGAGCACGAGAACCCAUAUUUCACCCCAUCCAUACACAGCAUGUCCAACCAGUCCAUGGACGAUAUCCACACUAUCCACAGCUCGCAAAUGGACGCUAUGGAAAACCUAGAUAUGAUGCAAUAUAUCGACAUGAAGCACGAAAGUAACGACUCAAGUUAUGCCGAAGAUGAUAGUCAGAACCCUGUAUAUAUGAUAAACUCUGCCACGCAAACAUUGCCCUGCUCUACGCGGAAAAUCAAACCAAUCAAACACCCUGGGUUGGUUUUGAAAACACCAAUAGCCUACCAAAGCAAUACGGACCCCUCAGUCAUACCAAUUCAAAAAGAUGGAAUUGCUGUUUGCGAGAAGUGCGGCGCCAUCGGCGUCAAGCACGCCUUUUACACCCGAGAGCGCCGCUUCUGCAGCAUGGCUUGCGCCCGCGGCUACAGCGGCCUGAUCCCCGAGCCCUUGCCCCUGUCCCAGCAGCAAACCCCCGAACACCACCAUUUCGCCAAACACCGCUUCACCAUGAAAACCGAAGACGACUUUGCCAACACAGUCGUCGACCAGGAAUUCCCCCAGCUGCCCCCACCGCCAGUGCUGCCCCCCAUCGACGAAACAGUCCCGCUAAUCCGUCGCAAGCCCUCCGAACUGGCGAACUCGCACGACUGGGAUUCGCAAUUAAACGACCAGUAUUUCGUGGCAGCCCCUGUCACGUGUUUCAAACACGCGCCCAUGUCCGACAUUUGGGAGAAUAUCAUGGUCGGGAUGAAAGUCGAAGUGGAAAAUACCGACUGUGAUAACGUCUCAGAGGCGUUUCCCGACUCGUUUUGGGUGGCUACUGUUUUAAAAAUCGUGGGGUAUAAGGCGUUGCUGCGGUACGAGGGGUUCGGGUCGAAUGAUUCCAAAGAUUUUUGGGUCUCGUUGUGUUCGAAUCAGGUGCAUCCGGUCGGGUGGUGCGCCACGAGGGGGAAGCCCCUGAUUCCGCCGAAAACGAUCGAGGACAAGUAUAACGAUUGGAAGGAUUUUUUGAGCAAGAGGUUGACGGGGGCACGCACGUUACCGUCGAAUUUUAGCAAUAAAGCGAGUGAUAGUCUUAAGUCUAGAUUUCAAUGCGGCCUUAAUUUAGAAGUUGUCGACAAAAAUAGAAUUUCGCAAGUUAAGGUUGCCAUUAUUCAUAAAAUCGUGGGGAAGAGGCUGAAUGUGAAGUAUUUUAAUAUGCCGUCGGAUGAUGCGGGGUUUUGGUGUCACGAGGACUCGCCGCUUCUUCAUCCCGUUGGCUGGGCAAAGAAGGUCGGCCACCACCUAGUGGCCCCUGUCAACUACCUGGAGCGCGUCAACCACUGCAUUUACGACGACGACGACGCCACUGACGAGCUUUUCACCCCUUUCCAAGUCGGUUCAAAAGAACCCACUGCCGACGGCGGCUUCUGCAUCGGAAUGAAACUCGAAGCAAUCGAUCCUCUCAACCUGUCCUCAAUAUGCGUCGCCACCGUAAUGAACGUCCUACGCCACGGCUACAUCAUGAUCCGGAUAGACACCUACGAAUCGGAUAUGACCGGAGCCGAUUGGUUCUGCUACCACGUCAAAUCCCCGUGCAUUUUCCCCGUCGGUUUUUGCGAAAAAUACGACAUUCCCCUAACCCCUCCAAAAGGCUACGACCAGGACACCUUCACCUGGCGGAACUACCUCCUGGAAACGAACAACGUGGCAGCUAGUCCCGACCUCUUCGCCUCCUACAUCCCCAUGCACGGGUUCGUCCCCGGGAUGAAAAUCGAGGCGGCUGACUUGAUGGACCCUAGAUUAGUUUGUGUGGCGACGAUUGCCAAAGUUGCAGGGAGGUUGCUCAAGGUGCACUUUGACGGUUGGGAGGAGGAGUAUGACCAGUGGUUGGAUUGCGAAAGUCCCGAUAUUUAUCCCGUGGGAUGGUGUCAAAGUGUGGGACACAAGCUGGAAGGACCGCCGGUUAUCCCUCCAAAACCCACAACUCCCGUGGCGAAGCUCGCCAAAGGGAUGAAGAAAAGAGGGCGUAAAAAGAAAAUCAAAGAAGUGUCGCCCAAAGCGGCCACGAAAGUUAUUAAAGCCGAAGUGGAACCGGAAAUUGAGAGGGAGGAAAUGGAAGUUGCUGAUGACAAUCAAGGACCGGAAGCGGGACAAGAACCUGCAGGACCUGACCAAAGUCUGCCGGUGGCGACCGACGCCAAUCCGCCUCCGGAGCGCAAAGCGACAUCAUAUAUUAAUGCAACAAACCCAACAAGUACAAAAUUAAUACCUCGUUUAGUGGAUAGUACAGGAACAAGUAGCGAAACUGGCGAACUGUGUCCAGACGAAUGGAAUAUUUACGACGUUGCGCAAUUUUUAAGGGUUAAUGAUUGUGCGAAUUAUUGCGACUCUUUCAGUAAACAGAAAGUGGACGGUAAAACGUUGAUGAAUCUCAGUAAGGAGGAUAUUUUAGAAUACACAGGGGGUAAAGUGGGCCCAUCUCUAAAAAUAUUCGAUCUCAUACAACAGUUAAAAAUAAAAGUGAAUCCAGCGCAAAUUCGCCAUAUGAAAGCAAAUAUCAAAAAGUUUUUAUAGUGCCUAAAUCUGUUAAUGUGUAUAUAAAAAUAGGUCUUAAAAUAUUUUAUAUAUUAUUAAGCUUGGUAUUUAUCAACUAGUUUAAUUUUGUGUGUGUCGCCCGGAAUUUAUUUCUGUUUUUCUUCACUUUGUAUUCCCUAUGUUAAGUUCUACAUAAUAUUUAUUCUAUGGUGAUAGUGACGAUUGAAAACUUACUUUUUGGUAAUUUGAACAUUCAAUGUCUCAAGGAAAUUGUACAGUUAUGUCGUGGAACAAUUGUAAUUGUAAGCAUGAAUCCUUAGUUUUUUAACAAAUCGGUUUUCUGUUUAUUAACUUGUGCUUUUACACAGUUUAUUUUGUACGAGUACUUAUUUUUUGACUUCUUAGAGAUAUGAAAAAUAAGUACGGAAAUUAGAUCAAAGAUUCUGCAUUUGUCAGACAGCCACAUGAUAUUUCAUUAGGUACAUUUUGAAAUACAAAUGGUCAAAAAAUAA